ACCGGAUGCAGGCUGCUCUCCAGUGUUGUGUUGAUUUCUAGAGAGAACAGGAAAAGAAGACUUGACAUUUGGAUAAACGUGAACAGCCUUCUCAGUGUUGUAGUGUCUGUUUCACUCCUUAACUCAAAAAUCAAAGAAAAUCGAGUUAACCUUUGAGUCAAUCAGUCCAUGGGAAAAAUCUAACAAUGUUUAGCUUUGAGGGAGAUUUCAAGACAAGACCCAAGGUAUCCCUUGGAGGAGCGAGUAAAAAGGAGGAGAAAGCAUCACUCUUGCACCGCACUCAAGAAGAAAGACGGAAAAGAGAGGAUGAACGAAGACGACUGAAGAAUGCCAUUAUCAUUCAGUCCUACGUACGUGGCUACCAGGAUUUGAAAAAACAGUAUGCCAUACAGAGGGCAAAGUUUGAUGAAUGUGCCAGCCAGACACAGUCGGGGGGAGCUCAACACACCCUGGAUGGUGCUAGUCUCUGCCUUUUAUCAAGACAGUUAAUAUUUUUCUACAGACAGAGUGUGGAUGCCCAUAGAUUGAUAUGGUUGUGCCAGAACCUGGUGAAACACAACAGCCAGUUUGUGAAGCUGUUGGUGGGCCCACAGAAGCAGACAUGUGUCUUUCAGAUCAAGAGGAUCUUAGGCUUCUGCUGCAGACUCCUGCAAAGCUGCACAGAUGACAGUUUAAACGUUGCAGUUCCCAUGCGAAUGCUAGAAAUCUUUUCUACAGAGCGAACCUAUCUUCCUGUUAUUCCAGAUGCUAAUUAUGUAGCUUCAUUACUCGAGCAGAUUUUGCACUAUAUGGUACAGAAAGGAUACUACAGAUCGCUGUAUAUUCUUGUGAAUCACAGGCUCCCUUCUAGUCUGGAGUACAGCGACUCUCCCACUAUACCCCUGGCAAGCACACUGUUAGAGCACAUCCUCAAACCUCUGCACUUUACCUACUCCUCCUGCACAACAGGCGCAAGGCAGUUUGUGUUUGCGGCUUUUACCGAGGAGUUCAUCUCUGCUCCGUUUACUGAGCAGAUCUUUCACUUCUUUAUCCCGGCACUAUCGGACUUCCGUUACUCAUUCCCAUUUGAGGCCUUUCUGAGCUCCCUCCAGGCCACUAUUGACGCUUCUUCAGCUGCACAGAGCCAAGCACCAUGGCUGUUUUACUUUGUCCUCUCUGCAGGGGAGAACCGCUUAGGCUCACUAUCAGAGGAGGGUCUCCUGUUGUACCUCCGGGCUCUGCAGACGCUGCUGCCGCUGCUACCAGUGUCAGAAAGCAGCAACAGGCCAGAAGUGAGCAGCGACUCGGAGGAUGACGAUGAUGCCGGCAUCCAGCCGCUGCCCAUGCAGGAUGACACCCGGAUUUCAGUUCAGCUGAUAACAGAGGAGUGUGUCCACAAACUGGACACUAAACAGCAGACUAACGCCCUGCUGAACUUGGUGUGGAGGGAUUCGGCCAGCGAGGAGGUCUUCACCAUGAUGGCAUCCAUCUGUCACACGCUCAUGGUGCAACAUCGUCUCAUGGUGCCAAAAGUCAGACUUCUGUACAGCUUGGCUUUCAAUGCACGCUUCCUGAGGCAUCUCUGGCACCUGAUCACUUCCAUGACAACUAAGAUGAUCACUGGCUCUAUGGUGCCGCUGUUACAGCUGAUCUAUCGAGGGUCUCCCAUGUCAUUUGAAGACUCCAACCGCAUCAUUCCUGUCUUCUAUCUCUUCAGCUCUCUCUUCAGCCACUCUCUUAUCUCUGUACAUGACAGCGAGUUUUUUGGGCAUGAAUUGGAAGGUCAGACACAGUCCUCCAUGAUGCCCUUCACACUGUCGGAGCUGGUGACUUUGUCUCGCUGUCUAAGAGAUGCGUGUCUGGGUAUCAUCAAGCUGGCCUAUCCUGAGACCAAAGCAGAGCACAGAGAGGAGUACAUGGCUGCCUUUCGUAGUGUGGGGGUAAAGACGAACACUGAGGUUCAGCAGCACAUCCAGGCUGAGCAGAAGCGCUGGGUACAGCUCUUCAAGGUCAUCACUAACUUGGUGAAAAUGGUGAAAGCUCGUGACAUCCGGCGACCCUUCUGUCCAGCAGGUCACUGGCUCUCAGAGGAGGUCAACAUCCGGGCCGAUAAGGUCACGCAGCUGUACGUCCCAUCUGCAAGACAUGUGUGGAGAACACGGAGGAUGGGCCGCAUCGGGCCACUUCAGUCUACACUGGAUGUUGGUUCAGAGCCUCCACAGCUGUCUGUGUCCGAAGAAAGACAUCUGGCCAUCCUCACAGAGCUCCCAUUUGUGGUCCCCUUUGAGGAGCGAGUGAAGAUCUUCCAGAGGUUAAUCUUUGCCGACAAACGGGACGUGCAGGGGGACGGGCCGUUCCCCGAUGGCAUCAAUGUCACCAUCAGACGCAACUACAUCUAUGAGGACGCCUACGAUAAACUCUCUCCAGAGAAUGAACCGGACUUAAAGAAAAGGAUCAGAGUCCAUCUGCUGAACGCUCAUGGUCUGGAUGAGGCGGGCAUCGAUGGUGGUGGGAUCUUUCGUGAGUUCCUCAAUGAGCUCCUCAAGUCGGGUUUCAACCCCAACCAGGGCUUCUUCAAGACAACCAACGAGGGCCUGCUGUACCCCAGCCCCGCCGCAGAGAUGCUGGUGGGAGACUCGUUCACCCGACACUACUACUUCUUAGGCAGGAUCCUCGGAAAGGCGCUCUAUGAAAACAUGCUGGUGGAAUUGCCCUUUGCAAGUUUCUUCCUGUCCAAGCUUCUGGGAACCAGUGCUGAUGUGGACAUUCACCACUUGGCUUCACUGGAUCCAGAGAUGUAUCGCAACCUACUCUUCCUCAAGAGCUAUGAGGGUGAUGUGGAAGAGCUAGGCCUUAACUUCACCGUGGUCAACAAUGAUCUAGGAGAAGCUCAGGUGGUUGAGCUGAAGCCUGGAGGCAAAGAUAUUCCUGUGACCACGGCAAACCGAAUAGCCUACAUCCAUCUGGUGGCUGACUACAGGCUCAACAAGCAGAUCAGACCUCACUGCCUGGCCUUCAGACAGGGUCUGGCCAAUGUGGUCAACCUAGAGUGGCUGCGUAUGUUUGACCAGCAGGAGAUUCAGGUGCUGAUAUCUGGGGCUCAUGUGCCAAUUUGUCUUGAUGAUCUAAAAAACUUCACAAACUAUUCAGGUGGGUAUUCAGCCACUCACCCUGUCAUCCAGAUCUUCUGGGAGGUGGUCGAAGGAUUCACAGAUGAAGAAAAGCGUAAGCUGCUGAAGUUUGUCACCAGCUGCUCCAGACCACCGCUGCUGGGCUUCAAGGAGCUUUACCCGGCCUUCUGCAUCCACAACGGAGGGAAUGACCUGGAGCGCCUCCCCACCGCCAGCACCUGCAUGAACCUGCUUAAGCUCCCCGAGUUUUGCGACCAGCACCUGAUGAGGAACAAGCUGCUGUAUGCCAUUGAGUCAGCCUCCGGGUUCGAGCUGAGCUGAGCUGUGCCUCCGAAUGUGGAUGCCACUGAAAUGGCUUCGGGGGUGAAAGACUGAAACUAGAAGAGGGGAUGCAAACUGAUGCACUGAUUUUACUGUUUGUGUGCGUGCAUGCGUGUGUGUGUGUGUGUGUGUGUGUGUGUGUGUGUUGGCACGUGUGUGUGUGUGUGUGUGUGUUGGCACGUGUGUGUGUGUGUGUGUGUGUGUGUGUGUGUGUGUGUGUGUGUGUGUGUGUGUGAGAGAGAGUGUGUGUGUGUGUGUGUGUGCGCCAAACCAAUGGUGAGAAAAUGCUCCCCCACAGACUGAAGGAAGGGGUACAAGGAUGAAGUGGCUUAGGAAGCCUUUUUUUUUUCCCUUGUUGCUUUUAAAUCAUUUGAAAUGUUUAAUCCCUUCAUAUUCUUCAGAAGAACAGCAGCUCAGCUGAAUUUUGCAGAAGAUAUUUUGUGCAUAAAAAAAAAAAAAAAAAAACCCAUCUAAACUAAAUGGACAGAUGUUUUUCACCAAAGAUUCAGUGGCAUAAUGUUUAAAAAAAAGAAAUGAAAAAGUAAAGGCAAUAUAAUAACAGACAGGGGACAGACUGUAGUCACUGUAAAGCCACUUUGUGGCGUGCCAAGGGCUGCAGAGGCCGAGGAGCUUUUGUGUACAGCCGUCAUGAAUUUUCAUGUGGAGGUCAUUGAAACGGCAGGAUUUGUGAUUUCUCAAAUUGUUAUUAUUACUAGUAUUAACCGUCUGAUAACAAUACAGUAAGUGUGCACACGCCAUCUGAAGAAUAGAGAUGGCUUCUCUUGCCGGACUACAUUUGGGAGUGGGGGGGGACAUUGGAAGGGUUUUGUGAAUAUGUAUAUGUUUACAGCUGCUCUUGUAUUCAUUUAUUCAGUAUUUGUACAGGUUUGUUUUCCCUUCGCGUGAUGAGUUUCUGUUUUCACACACGCCUGGUUUAAGGUGACACCCCCCACCCCCACCCCAGCACCUGCAAGUUUGCUUUUUGGGGAGCAGCAACUGUGUCAUGUUUGAUGAGUUUUGCAGAUGAUCAGUGUACCAACAGGGUGAAAAAAAAGUGUAUGGAAACGAAUAAACCUACUUUUCUUUUCUUUUCUUUUCUUUUGCGCAUUUCUCUUCCAUAAGUUUUCUUGUUAC
This is a messenger RNA of Archocentrus centrarchus (flier cichlid), 4565 nucleotides long. It is a transcript of the gene ube3c, whose product is annotated as ubiquitin protein ligase E3C. Gene Ontology annotation, biological process: protein polyubiquitination; ubiquitin-dependent protein catabolic process. The transcript has 24 exons. The record is from RefSeq and is a predicted model, not a curated record. Lineage: Eukaryota; Metazoa; Chordata; Actinopteri; Cichliformes; Cichlidae. Gene Ontology annotation, molecular function: ubiquitin protein ligase activity. Bases 186 to 3431 code for a protein of 1081 amino acids.